AACAAAUCGACUCGCUGUUGGCAUUAUGAUGUGCAGUCUCACAGGCACCGUAGUUGCGUCUACUUGAUAAUAUCACACCUGUGGUGUUCUCGGCGGAGUUUUUGCGUUUAGUGUUGUGCAAUAAUAUUUAUAUAGUACCUAUACCGUGUGUGUGUGUGUUGCAGUUUAUAGAUAUAAUUUGUGUCGCGACGUCUUCAGAUACAUUUGCUUUCGAAAUAUUUAUUCGGUCAUGGCUGUGUGUUACUUUAAUAGGUGUGUUUAAAACCAAGCACUUCAAAUCGGGCGGGCGGCUUGCAUAGUUAUCCGUUUCAAGUUUCAAACAUUGACAAAUAUAUCCAUUGUGGUCAUAGAUAAUUCUCUGGAAGGAAGCUCUGAACAAAACAAUUAUAUACCAACUGCUAUUGUUACGUGAUUAUAAGUAUUAUAUAUUGUACCACAUCGUUAAUAAUAUUUGGAAACAUGAAGUGGCCAACAUUGUGGAUGAAAUCAAAUAAAAACGAUUUCAGUUAUGGAAUCGAUUCCACUAUAGCACAGAUCUUGGCUUUGACGACGACCAAUCUGUUCAGUAUGAAAAUCGGCAUCGAUAUGAUGACUCCGACGAUAAUCAUUGGUGCCAUUACCGACAAACAAAAUAGCACCGGCUACAACCCUCUACCCCACAUAUCGGAAGAACAGACGUCCUGGAUAGGAAGUCUCGUCUACCUACUCUCGCCGGUGGGCAGCGUGAUUGCAUCUUUCUUGCAAGACCGUUAUGGUCACCGAGUGUGCAUGAUGGUGGCCAACGUUACGCACUUGCUGUCCGUGGCCAUGUUGAUGUUAUCCGAUGGUCCAGCCUGGCUGUACGCCAGCUCAGCACUGAUGGGUUUCAACGCGGGGUUCGUGACCAGCUUCUCACUGUCGUACUGCGGAGAGGUGUGUGAGCCGAAGCUCCGUGGCACGCUCACCGCCGUGCUCAACCUGUUCUACUUCGCCGGUUACCUGUGCGUGACCAUGUUGUAUGCAGUCACCGCCGAUUGGCGGCUGUCCGUGCUGUUCACCGCGAUUUUGUCGAUCGUCAAUGCUGCGAUCCUGUUCAAGACCCCAGAUUCACCAAUGUGGUUGAUGUCCCAAGGCAGAACGGAUGAGGCGAAGAGCACGUUUAACAAACUUCGAGGUGACGCAGGCGAGGACAAGUGCGCCGCUGAAUUCCGGGACAUGGUUAAUUAUACAUCCGAAAUUAAUCUACCAACAGCUGGAGAAAAACAAGAAACGUGUUCUAUCAACGAUUCGUGGUACCGCUUCAUUGAACCCGAAACGUUAAAACCUUUGCAAAUGCUCAUGAUAAUAAUUUUCUUCACCAAUCUUUUGUCGGGAAUACCGUACACACCGUAUCUGAUAUCCGUAUUCGACAAAUUCCAAGUGUCUUUCCAUUCGGCUUGGGCAACGACGAUGUACAUGGCUUUUGGCGUCGCUGGAAACGUGCUGACCAUAUUCUCCAUAAACAAAUUGGGAAAGAGAUUUUUGGCUUUGUGCACAAUGGCUAAUUGUUCAGUUUGUUAUCUGUCCAUCGGGAUCAUCGGAAACGUAUUGCCACCGUCUCCAGUUACGUCGUGGAUUAAAAUCGUGUUGUUUUUCAUGUCGACUUUUUUUUCGACAAUGGGAAUCAUGCCUAUAAUGUGGAUUCUCAUGUGUGAAAUUUUCCCAAUGAAAAGUAAAAACGUCGGUGCCGGCAUUAGUUCAGCGAUAUACUUCAUCUUGAGUUUCCUGAUGACCAAGUUCUAUUUGGAUCUCGAAGUGAUUACAGGUUUCUAUAAUACUUUCGUUUUGUUCGGGACCAUAGGCAUAGUCGGUCUGGUGUAUUUGUACUUUCAACUUCCCGAGACCGAGAACAAGACGCUAAAUGAGAUUUCGGAACACUUUAAAUGCAAAAACACGAAAGCUGAUGUGCCAACUGGUUUAGCUUAAAAUAAUAUACGAGUUAACAAUUUAACGAAUGAACUAUAGUAUUGUUAUUACUAUUAUUACCCAUGGCCAUAGCAUAGUUUGUUGUUAAUUUUAAAUGCAAGUUUUACGUCUUAUAUAUAAUGUAUAGUGAUUUGUUGACCGUUUACAUUCGUGCGUUUUCACAUUGUUAUUGUUUAGUUUUUAUUUUCACUGUACUUACCUAUAUCAUUUGUAUAUUUUUUCUACUAAUUUUAUUUGUAGUAAUAUCCAUAAGAAUCUCACAUUAAUCGUGGGCGAUGGGGGUUACACCACACAUUAUUGCAUCACAGAUAAUAUUAUAUACUCCUAAAUUCUGAUAUCAAACUUUUCCAUAAUUAUACUUUAUUACAACCCCCUUUCAUUUUAAGUAUCAUAAUUUAUUGAUUAUAAAUGCUGAUUGCUCAAAUUAUAAAUUGUAUAUUGUAACCUACUGUGGUCUGUGUUGUAUGAUAUAUUCUGUAAGUAAUAAACGUUAACAAGCUAUAAAA
Myzus persicae (green peach aphid) is the source of this 2450-nucleotide messenger RNA. RefSeq names its product facilitated trehalose transporter Tret1-like. The record is from RefSeq and is a predicted model, not a curated record. The coding region runs from base 460 to 1944 and encodes 494 amino acids. Gene Ontology annotation, biological process: transmembrane transport. Gene Ontology annotation, cellular component: membrane. Gene Ontology annotation, molecular function: transmembrane transporter activity. The transcript has 8 exons. NCBI's taxonomy places the organism in Eukaryota, Metazoa, Arthropoda, Insecta, Hemiptera, Aphididae.